AUGGCAGAAGUGGACGGAUGGAAGAUCUGUGGAAUGCUGCCUUCUGAACAGCUACUGUCUCACGUUCUGAUGGAAGUCAAGAACAUCUCAGUGGAAGAUGACCUGUGCAGGACAAUCCCCUGUGUGCUCGAAUUUUCCAAAGCAUCUUCCAGCAUUCCUGCAUCUGUGGACUAUGGGCUCAGUGCAAACCUCAACAUCUCUGCAGCUGGGAGUGAACCCAGGGUUUCCACAGGUGGAGACGCAGGGGACAGAGUCCUCACCAUUGGGAGCCCCGAGGAACAAGACUGUGUCCUGCUGGCCCACAAGACACUCAGAAGGGACAACAGGACGGACUCGUUCUACAAAGCUCUAGGAGAGCGGGAAGGCGCUGUCUCAAGGGAGAACACUGAGCUCUCUGUGACAGACCUGACUCAGCACUCAGAACACCGCACUGCAGGAAGUCUCGGGGCUGGAGAUACUGUGACUUUGACCUGCACCGUCCAAGGCUCCUGCAAAGACGACGAAGCUUUCCUGUCCCGGACCGGUCCCAUCACGUCUUCCAACACCAUUGCCUCGCGACACUCCCCCCAAGAGGUGCUGGUCACUGCGAAGCCUGAGGACCAGGGUGCCACUCUCCCGUGCCGCCUGAAUUUCUCCCUACUAAACCUGUCCAGGAGCAGCACGGUCAAGAUGCAGCUGUUCUCACCCACCAAGCUGCUCAACUUCUCUUGUCUGCUGAGGAAGAAUCCGAGGUGCAGCACUUCCUUCCACGGGAUCCCCACACCCUCUGUGGAGUGGUGGGUGGACGACGCCCCUGUGAGUGCAAACAGCACGGACAUCAUCCUCCAGGUGACCUCCACCAUGCUGGCCCCCUGGGCCAACAGCACCAUCCUCCUGAUGUGGGAGCCAGAAAUCAUCAGGAGACUCCGUUGUGAGGGGAGGAACCAAUACAGAGUUCAUGCCUUCAGAGUCCUCCUGAUUCCAAGUAAGAACUCCGUGUCUAGAGUGUUCCUGAAAGGUCUGAUCCAAGGCACUGUGUGUGGCGCCAUCGCAAGCAGCUUGCUCUUCUUCUUCCUCAUCAUACUGGUAUGA
Messenger RNA from Nannospalax galili (Upper Galilee mountains blind mole rat), 1071 nucleotides. RefSeq names its product myeloid cell surface antigen CD33-like. Gene Ontology annotation, biological process: cell adhesion. Gene Ontology annotation, molecular function: sialic acid binding. The record is from RefSeq and is a predicted model, not a curated record. The transcript has 5 exons. Lineage: Eukaryota; Metazoa; Chordata; Mammalia; Rodentia; Spalacidae. The coding region runs from base 1 to 1071 and encodes 356 amino acids. Gene Ontology annotation, cellular component: plasma membrane.